Messenger RNA from Hyla sarda, 1902 nucleotides. Its product is annotated as oocyte zinc finger protein XlCOF22-like. The transcript is spliced from 4 exons. Gene Ontology annotation, molecular function: DNA-binding transcription factor activity, RNA polymerase II-specific; RNA polymerase II cis-regulatory region sequence-specific DNA binding. Gene Ontology annotation, biological process: regulation of transcription by RNA polymerase II. Lineage: Eukaryota; Metazoa; Chordata; Amphibia; Anura; Hylidae. The record is from RefSeq and is a predicted model, not a curated record. The coding region runs from base 36 to 1652 and encodes 538 amino acids.
CUAUAAGGUGUCAGGACGUGGCGGUCUAUUUCUCCAUGGUGGAGUGGGAGUAUGUAGAAGGACACAAGGAUCAGUACAAGGAUCAGGUCAUGAUGGAGGAUCAGCAGCCCCUCACAUCACCAGUCAGAUCCAGUAAGAGAACAGCACCAGAGAGGUGUCCCCGUCCUCUUCUUCCACAGGAUGAUCAGGGAGAAGAUCGGAAGAAUAUUAAUGCUCUAGAGGCAUAUGUGAGCGGUGAUGAGCAGUAUAAGGAGGACAUUCUUACAGAGAAAGAUCUGAUCUAUAAUAAUGCUACAGACAUAAAGGAAGAAGAUGAGACAGAUGUGAGCGGUGAUGAGCAGUAUAAGGAAAAUAUUCCUAAAGAGAAAGAUCUGAUCCACAUUAAUGCUACAGAGAUAAAAGAAGAAGAGACAGAUGUGGGUGGUGAUGAGCAGUAUAAGGAGGACAUUUCCACAGAGAAAGAUCUGAUCUAUAUUAAUGCUCCAGACAUAAAGAAAGAAAAGACAAAUGUGAGUGGUGAUGAGCAGUAUAAGGAGGACAUUCCUACAGGGAAAAAUCUGAUCUAUAUUAAUGCUACAGAUAUAAAGGAAGAAGAAGCAGAGACAGAUGUGAGCGGUGAUGAGCAGUAUAAGGAGGACAUUCCUACAAGGAAAGAUCUGAUCUAUAUUAACGCUCCAGACAUAAUAGUAAAAGUAGAAGAAGAGACAGAUAAAACAUAUUCAUGCUCAGAAUGUGGGAAAUAUUUUACAUUUAAAUCAGUUCUUGUACAUCAAAGAACUCAGACAGGAGAGAAGCCAUUUUCAUGUUCAGAAUGUGGGAAAUGUUUUGCUCAGAAAUCAAUUCUUGUUCAACAUCAAAGAACUCACACAGGGGAGAAGCCAUUUUCAUGUUCAGAAUGUGGGAAAUGUUUUACUCAGCAAUCAAGUCUUGUUUAUCAUGAACGAAUUCACACAGGAAAGAAGCCAUUUUCAUGUGUAGAAUGUGAGAAAUGUUUUACUAAGAAAUCAUAUCUUGUUGUUCAUCAAAGAACUCACACAGGAGAGAAGCCAUUUUCAUGUUCAGAAUGUAAAAAAUGUUUUAAUCGGAAAUCACAUCUUGUUCAACAUCAAAGAACUCACACAGGGGAAAAAACAUUUUCAUGUUCAGAAUGUGGAAAAUGUUGUACUAAGAAAUCAGAUCUUAUAACACAUCAAAGAACUCACACAGGGGAGAAGCCAUUUUCAUGUUCAGAAUGUGGGAAAUGUUUUACUCAGCAAUCAAGUCUUGUUAAUCAUGAACGAAUUCACACAGGAGAGAAGCCAUAUUCAUGUGUAGAAUGUGAGAAAUGUUUUACUAAGAAAUCAUAUCUUGUUGUACAUCAUAGAACUCACACAGGAGAAAAACCAUUUUCCUGUUCAGAAUGUGGAAAAUGUUUUGCUCAGAAAUCAGAUAUGGUUAAACAUCAAAGAACUCACACAGGGGUGAAGCCCUUUUCAUGUGCAGAAUGUGCGAAAUGUUUUACUGAUCAAACAAGUCUUAUUCAACAUCAAAGAAAUCACACAGGAGAGAAGCCAUUUUCAUGUGUAGAAUGUGAGAAAUGUUUUAUUUGUAUUUCAAAUCUUCGUAAACAUCAGAAAACUCACACAGGGGAGAAGCCAUUUUCAUGUUCAUAAUGUGGGAAAUGUUUUAUUUGUAUUUCAAAUCUUCUUAAACAUCAGAAAACACACACAGGGGAGAAGCCAUAUUCAUAAUGUGGGAAAUGUUUUAUUUAGAAAUCAACACCUAUUAGACAUUUAAGAAUUCACAGAGGGGAGAAGCCAAUUGAGAGCAAUAAAUGAUGCAGAUAACACAUCUAUAUAUUAUCCAUGUACAUAGGAUAUCUGACAUUUAUACAUAUAUCAUAUACUGCAUCUCCAAACUUGU